Lytechinus variegatus (green sea urchin) is the source of this 3591-nucleotide messenger RNA. Its product is annotated as cyclin-dependent kinase 4. Gene Ontology annotation, molecular function: protein kinase activity; ATP binding. Gene Ontology annotation, biological process: protein phosphorylation. NCBI's taxonomy places the organism in Eukaryota, Metazoa, Echinodermata, Echinoidea, Temnopleuroida, Toxopneustidae. The record is from RefSeq and is a predicted model, not a curated record. The transcript is spliced from 8 exons. The coding region runs from base 262 to 1374 and encodes 370 amino acids.
UGUUCAAACUCGCAGAGCUAGAGAUGCACUGCUGAAAAGAAGCUUGCGAUUUUACAAUCAAUACAGGUGCUUCCUUCGAUCGGACUUCGGAGUGUCGGAACAGGGGUUAGCUCUUUUUCGGAGGGACUAGCGAAGUACAAGUGACGUCUGGUGAGAGAAACGAGUGGACUGGUUCAGGUCAUUACUGUACCUGUAGGAGAAAGAUGAUGAUGAUGCCAAGGUGAUACCUGCCUAACCUUUGAUAAGGGACCAGAGAAGAGGAUGGCAUCUCCUGUGCCUUCCCAGUCAUCCCCUGAGCGUUAUGUUCAGGCUGCAGAGAUCGGCAGUGGAGCAUAUGGCAUCGUGUACAAAGCCAGGGACACAGAAACUGGUCACUUUGUGGCCUUGAAGAGUGUGCGGAUACCAAUUGGUGAGGAGGGCAUGCCUGUUUCUACCAUAAGAGAGAUAUCCUUGCUCCGACAUCUUUGUCAGCUAGACCAUCCUAAUAUUGUUAAACUUCUUGACGUUUGUGAUGUGAUGGAUGUUGGAAGAUCAGAGAUGAUGUUAACUUUGGUCUUUGAGCUUGUAGACCAGGACCUAGCCCAGUAUCUUGAGAGAUGUCCUCCCCCAGGAUUAAGUUCUAGUACUAUCAAGGUAUUAAUGCAACAGCUUCUUAGUGGUGUAGAAUAUCUUCACUCCCACCGUGUGACUCACAGAGAUUUGAAGCCACAGAAUAUUCUCAUUGCUUGUGAUAAGAAACUCAAGCUCACUGAUUUUGGUUUGUCACGUGUUUACAGUUUUCAAAUGGCUCUGACCCCAGUGGUGGUCACAAUGUGGUAUCGGGCACCUGAAGUUCUUCUACAGGCUAGCUAUGCAACACCAGUUGACAUGUGGAGUGUUGGAUGCAUAUUUGCUGAGCUUCAUAGGAGAAGGCCUCUGUUCAGGGGACAGUCUGACAAGGAUCAACUUCAUAAAAUAUUUGAGGUUAUUGGGCUUCCACCGGAGGAUCAAUGGCCAGAUGUUGCACUUCCAUGGAGCUCCUUUCGUCAGACUGGACAGCGAUCUUUCCUAGACCUUGUCCAGGAGAUAUGCAAUCAUGGCCUAGAUCUAUUGGAGCGAAUGCUAUGUUUCAAUCCAGACCAUCGGAUCACAGCUGAGCAAAGCCUGUCACACAGUUACUUUGACGAUGAACAGGGUGAUGAGGAGGAAGAAGAUGAUGACGAUACCGAAGUGGAGGAAGAGGAUGAUGAUGAGGGGGUUGAUGUUGGCCAAGAACGUAGUCUAUCGGUAGCGUCUUCAAGAAUGAGCCUUUCUACAGACGACUCUGGUUCACAUUCACAGUUUGGUGUUAGUGACGACUCACAGUCUCAAGAAAUCACACCAACUAAUGUGUGAUGAUAGGAAUCCAUGGAUAGGAAUGCCAUUAGCCAAGAUAUCUUUGAAAUGCUGAAUUGUGGUGCUUGAUUCAACCUGUGUUUUGGUGUUGAAAAAAAACCCUGCAGUAUUUUCCAAAUUUUGGAGGCUGAUAUUUGCAUUGUAUAAUGGAAGCUACUAUGUGUAAUGCCUAUGAGGAUUCAUAUCGUCCAUUGACUUUACACAGCAGUAAGUGUGUGUACGUACACACUUGAUGACUGUUGUCCUAAAGCAUGAAAUCAUCCUGAUAUUGCUAAUUGGGUCAUGUCAAACUUAUUUGCACGAUUGCACUUUAAUUGGAUACAGAUUUGUGUCGGAUGUCUUCAGUUUUAUGUUGAAUAGACUGUAAGCUAGGAAGCAGUGGAUUUUGCCAUUUGGUGUUAAGCAGCUGAUAUAUUUUCCUACUGCAUUCCUAGACCUUCCUGAAAAGGAUAAAAGUUCCAGAUGUAUUGCUGUGGUGCAGAGAUAUUCUCUUGUGGUUGGAUAUUUUGUUAGAAGAAAGGUAAUUGAAUACUAUUUAACGAGUAUCACCAACUUGUUGAUCCUGUGUAAGAUGCAAGAUACGUUUAGUAGGGAAACCUACCAAGCGCAGAGUGAUGGGUAGAAGAGAGUAGUAAAAUAUUGUUCUUCGUCACCCAUGAAUCUGCUGGUUGGGUUUUCAAAAAUGAGAGUUUACCAACUAUUUUUUUUGACUCACCUGCAUAGCAGAUUGAGACUGUAGGCGCCACUUUUCUGACAGCGGAGGCGACUGCGUCAAUACCAAAUCUUUUGAAAUGACAUCAUAACUUAGAAAGUAUAUAGACCUAGUUCAUGAAACUUGGACAUAAGGUUAGUCAAGUAUUACUGAACAUCCUGCCUUAGUUUCAGGUCACAUGACCAAGGUCAAAGGUCAUUUAGUGUCAAUGAACUUUGGCCAAGUUGGGGGUAUCUGUUGAAUUACUAUCAUAACUUUAAAAGUUUAUGGAUCUGAAUCAUGAAACUUGGACAUAAGAGUAAUCAAGUAUCACUAAACAUCCUGUGCAAAUAUCAGGUCACAUGACACAGUUCAAAGGUUAAUGAACUUUGGCCAUGUUGGGGGUAUCUGUUAGAUUACCAUCAUAACUUAAGUGAAAGUUCAUGGAUCUGAUUCAUGAAAAUUCAUGAAAAACAUAUUAAUCAAGUACAACUGAACAUCUCAUGCGAGUUUCAGGUCACAUGACCAAAGUCAAAGGUCAUUAAAGGUCAUUGAACUUUAUCCAUUAUGGAGGGACUUAUAAGAUUGCUGUCAUUACUUUCAAUAGUGUAUAAAAUGUGGAUAUAGGGGUAAUCCAGUAUCAUUGACAAGUCUUACAUGUAGGUCGCAUGAUCAAGGUCAAAUGUCAUUUAUUGUCAAUUAACGUAGUAUUUUAUCAUAUGAAUGUUUUUUGUGAAUAAUUAUUUUAUAGUAGUUUUCAAAGUCAGCACUGCUGCUAUGUUGAAUUGCGUGAUGCAGGUGAGACAGCCAGAGGCAUUCCACUUGUUUUAUAACUGUGAGUGUGCCAAUGACACCAUCUUUCAUAAUUCAUAGAAUACAUGUACUAAAAUUAUGAAUAUUAAUGCGUAAUGGGCAGCACUGAUUUGUGAAGAAGAUAAGUGAAUGUUUUGGGGAAAAUUGGCUUAUAGAGUGUCUGUUCCUGAAUAUUUUUUUUUCUACUGAUUUAAUUUGAUGGAGAACAAAUCCUCAAUCAUGGUAGUUGAAUUUGAAGGGAAAUUAUUAAUACCUUUGGGCUUUAAUAUGUUUUUCUUUGUUGGUUUCCAAAUGUUCAAUAUUCUCCACUCAGCUAUUCAGUAGAAAAAAAAAGAAUUUGUAAUGCCAUAGUAAUAAAUGAUAUUCCUUUCAUGCAUUAUGAAUGCUUCUGAGAGUAAAAAAAAUACCUGUAUCGUCUAUAUUGAGGUUGACUACACACUGAACAUGAUAAAUGCACAAUCAUUGAUAUUAUUAGAUAACAAAAAAAGAAUUUCGUUAUUUUCUGCUUUUUUUUUGUUUUUGCUGUUACCAUGAAGCACAUUUCAAGCCAUCAUUGUUAUGAUCCACUAGAUCUUGAAUUUAAGAGCAUUCCCAUAAAAUAGUUUUGGGACUUAUUACCACUGAAACUUAGUUGUAUACUUCAUUUGUUUAUAAAGUGAUUUUGUACAGAACAUAUUAAGGCUUAAAUGGGCAAUUCAUUUGGGGGGAUAUUU